Molecule: messenger RNA, 1605 nt
Organism: Podarcis raffonei (Aeolian wall lizard)
Lineage: Eukaryota; Metazoa; Chordata; Lepidosauria; Squamata; Lacertidae
Gene: DCAF13
Product: DDB1 and CUL4 associated factor 13
Exons: 11
Coding region: 112-1449 (445 amino acids)
Biological process (GO): maturation of SSU-rRNA from tricistronic rRNA transcript (SSU-rRNA, 5.8S rRNA, LSU-rRNA)
Cellular component (GO): nucleolus; small-subunit processome
Molecular function (GO): protein binding
Source: RefSeq, a predicted model, not a curated record
AGUGGUUCCUGGCUUUGCUUCGUUUCUGCCUGGUCCAUGUGGGCUGCCGGAGGGUAGCGGAGAGGACCGUUUCUUCUGCCAUCGCCAUCCGGACGCCCUCAGUCGCCGGCGAUGAAGGUGAAGGUGUUGAGCCGGAAUCCGGAUGAUUACGUGCGAGAAACCAAGCAGGACCUUCAGCGAGUUCCACGGAAUUAUGAUCCUGCAUUACAUCCCUUUGAGGUUCCACGGGAAUAUACUCGGGCACUAAAUGCAACAAAAUUAGACCGUGUUUUUGCAAAGCCUUUUGUUGCAUCAUUAGAUGGCCACAGGGAUGGUGUUAACUGCAUGGCUAAGCAUCCAAACAGCUUGUCUACAGUUUUGUCUGGAGCAUGUGAUGGAGAGGUUAGAAUUUGGAACUUGAUGAAGCGUGAAUGCACCCGUACAUUGCUGGCACAUGAGGGCUUUGUGAGAGGAAUGUGUACCCGUUUCUGUGGUACAUCUUUCUUCACUGUUGGUGAUGAUAAAACAGUGAAGCACUGGAAAAUGGAGGCACCAGCUUAUGGGGAAGCAGAAGAACCACUAAAUACGAUUCUUGGAAAGACUGUGUACACUGGAAUUGAUCACCAUUGGAAGGAUCCUGUUUUUGCUACUUGUGGUCAUCAAGUUGAUAUCUGGGAUGAACAGAGAACCAGUCCUUUAUGCUCUUUGACGUGGGGAGUCGAUAGCAUAAGCAGUGUCAAAUUCAAUCCAAUUGAGAUGUACCUUUUGGGAAGCUGUGCUUCAGACAGGAAUAUUGUGCUAUAUGACAUGAGACAAUCAACGGCAUUGAAGAAGGUUAUCUUGGAUAUGAGAACAAAUACGCUUUGCUGGAAUCCCAUGGAAGCUUUCAUUUUCACUGCUGCAAAUGAGGACUUCAACUUAUAUACUUUUGAUAUGCGAUUUCUUGACAAGCCUGUAGUGGUUCAUAUGGAUCAUGUGUCUGCAGUCCUUGAUGUGGAUUACUCUCCUACUGGGAAAGAAUUUGUGUCUGCCAGCUUUGAUAAAUCUAUUCGCAUUUUUCCAGUAGACAAAGGUCAUAGCAGAGAAGUCUAUCAUACAAAGCGAAUGCAGCAUGUCAUUACUGUUAAAUGGACAUCUGACAACAAAUAUAUCUUGUGUGGCUCUGACGAAAUGAACAUUCGUUUGUGGAAAGCUAAUGCUUCUGAAAAACUUGGUGUGCUUCUUCCUCGGGAAAAAGCAGCUAUGAACUACAAUGAGAAAUUGAAAGAGAAAUUCCAGCACCACCCCCAAAUCAAACGUAUAAGUCGCCAUCGACACUUGCCAAAGAUGAUCUACAGCCAGGCCAGAGAGCAACGCAUCAUGAGAGAAGCUCGUCGGCGAAAGGAAAUGAAUCGACGGAAACAUAGCAAGCCUGGAUCUGUACCGCUUGUGUCAGAGAAGAAGAAACACAUUGUGGCUGUAGUGAAAUAAUAGUUUAUAUAAUGGCCUGUUUUAUUGGUUGAAUUCUUAAUGACAAUGUGCACAUCCUUUUGUUAUAGGAGAUAAUUCUGACACUUUUUCUUUUUAAGUGUCUCCAUUACUAUUGUAAUGUUUGGAUUUUGUGUUAAAAAGGCAUUUAAAAUUUUA